This is a messenger RNA of Saprolegnia parasitica CBS 223.65, 1175 nucleotides long. RefSeq lists its product as hypothetical. NCBI's taxonomy places the organism in Eukaryota, Oomycota, Saprolegniomycetes, Saprolegniales, Saprolegniaceae. Bases 1 to 1173 code for a protein of 390 amino acids. The record is from RefSeq and is a predicted model, not a curated record. The transcript has a single exon.
AUGGGCGCCGUGGACCGUCCGACGCACCACAUCGCGGCCGCCGUCCUUGUCGUUGCUUAUGCGCUUCUCUGGCAGCCAACGGCGCCUCCGCCAGCCUCGAGCAGCAUCACUUUUGCCGUCUCGCCUGUGACGCCAGCCAACUUUUCAGGCCCUUUGCUUCGCGACACGACCACAGCGAUUGAUCAACUGCCCGAGUACGUCGACGCUGGCUGUCAACGCGUGCACCAGCAGUCGCCGCUCGCGAUACCAUUCGUUGCAUCCACGACGGGCUUUCUCGAUGGCGUCAGCAAAGCGUACGCCCAGCACCUCCACUUGGUGCUGCGGCCCGACGACAUUUGGCUGGCGCUCACGAGCCAGUUUGGCCUGUACGUCGACGGUAGCAGCGAAGCGCUUCGGUCGCGGCUUGUCAAGCACCGCCAAGGCAAGAUCGAGCUCGAGAUUGAAACGGCGGGCACGGUCCAUACGGUCGACUUUGGUGUCUGUGCGACUCAAAUGGUCGACAAGAUGCGCGCGCACUUGGUCGACCCGGCGCUCGCCGACGUCCUGCUGCCCAACUUUACAACGACCACGCCCCACGAUCGCAUCACGGCGAGUAUUUUGACCAUGGCCACGAUGAAGAAUUUCUUCCAGUACAAGUUCAAAAUCGCAUGUGGCAUUCCAACGGUGACGCUUCUCGGCUCGGUCGACGACUGGCAGCAAAUUCGGUCGCGCAUCGAGCACUUUCGAGCGUAUGGCGAGCGUAUGCAGACGUGGGUCGACCUUCUCAGCGGCGUCCUCGAUCAGUUUGUGGCGGCGGCGCGUGGCGAGCCCGACACGGCGUUUUGGCAAAGCAUUUAUGACAGCACCUACCAAGGCUGCGGCCAACGCUAUGUGAGUGGCUGGGUGAGCGUCUUUGCCGUCUUUGACGGAAAAGGUCGGUGGCAGGGCGAUGAGCGAACGACCAGUUCCGGCGAGACAUCUACCUACCCAAUCAUUGCGGCGGACGAUCUGCCACCGGGCUACGCGGCCGUCGACGUCGAGAUUGAUGACAACGGCAACAAAAUGGACGCGAUCAUGCUGGCAGGUCACAUGUCGUAUGCCAUCCAAGACAACAACACGGUCGUCCCGCAGCUGGGCUGGGCCAUGGCGCUCAAGCCUACAGCACAUCGACUUGAGAUUUCGACACCUGUUUGAAG